Messenger RNA from Aspergillus sclerotioniger CBS 115572, 2409 nucleotides. RefSeq lists its product as uncharacterized. The coding region runs from base 1 to 2409 and encodes 802 amino acids. NCBI's taxonomy places the organism in Eukaryota, Fungi, Ascomycota, Eurotiomycetes, Eurotiales, Aspergillaceae. The transcript is spliced from 4 exons. The record is from RefSeq and is a predicted model, not a curated record.
AUGAUUUCCUACCAGAUCGAGGCCACGGUAAGUUCGACAGCGAUUGUCCAUGACAUUGCCUGUCGGGAAUUGGACGUCUCCUCAGUGAGCUGCUCGUCAUGGAAGUCGGAUGAAUCAGCCCGCGGAUGGCUAUCGCUAAGAGCAAGCUCCUUGUUCCGCCGGAUUACGAGCUCACGUACUAGCAUAAUUGGAACCGGGGACCUCAAGGGAGAUUUCUGGGGACCGCUAGGCCUUAACCUUCUUCACGAGCCAGCAGAAUCGCGGAUAGAUUUUGUCUUCCCCAAAAAGUGGCUUCCAAAAGAGCCCUUCUUCGAGCAUGUUCGGAUUCAUUCGUUUGGUUACAAUUCGAACUGGCGCGAGCGAGCGACCAGCAUCGUUACCAUCCAUGAUUUCGGCCAGGCCCUGCUAGGCGACAUUCACACCUCACCUUCAUUCGGCGAUAGUGCGGAUCAGACUCCGAUUGUCCUGAUAGGACACAGUAUGGGAGGCUUGAGCAAUCUGCUGUCACUGGUCCGCGGUAAAGGGUCCAAGCCGUAUGUCGAGAGUCUGUUUCCCUAUUCGGAGGUCAUCCAAACAAUCAACGAUCAAUUCCGUCACACCUACGAAGGCAUUCAACUGUGGUCGUUUUUUGAGACACAGCCAACAAUUCUUGGGUUGAUUGUGGAUAAAUGGUCAGCAGUUUCGGAACUUCCUGGUGAGCAGAUUAGCCACUUAAACGCCGAUCAUUCCAACGUUUGCAAAUUCAAUGAUCCGACCGACAGUGACUAUGGCCGUCUAAGGGAUGCAUUUACUACAGCUAUAAAAUCUAUCCAUGCCCUACAACUUGCCAUCAAAGCGUCGCCAGAAACUCAUGAUCAGGAGGAUCUGAUGAGAGUUAUAUCGCGCUUUUUGGGCAUUGUUGAGAGCCCAGAGAUCGACUACGAGAACAACAUCGAGCACCGGACAGAUGGCUCUUGUUCAUGGUUGAUGAAAAAGGAGUCAUUUCUACAAUGGUUAGACGGGAAACAGCCCCCCAAGUGCUACUGGCUACGUGGAGAACCAGGGUCAGGCAAGUCUAUAAUUGCUGCAUACGUCAUCCAGCACCUCAAAGAGUCAAACAAAGACUGUGCCUACUUCUUCUUCAAAGACAACAGCGCAGAGAAGUCUCGUAUAGCCAGACUUCUAUGUUCUUUGGCCUACCAGAUGGCAGCAACAAAUCAAGAAAUCCGAAAAGGGUUGGUCGAAGUAUGUGAAAGCAAUGUCACAUUUAACCGCAGGGACGAACGUUCCAUUUGGCGAACCCUUUUCACUACCAAAUUUCUGAGAACACAACUGUCACGGCCUCAAUACUGGGUGAUUGAUGCAUUGGAUGAGUGCGAAAAGUGCUCUCCCCUUUUCUCAUUUCUGGCCAGCGUAGAAGCGAGCUUUCCGCUACUGGUUUUCUUCACCAGUCGCCCUUCUUUAACUAUAGAGCGCCUCAUCUCGGGCCAGAAAAUGCUCACAGUGACCGAUGACAUCACCCGAGGUGCCUCCCUGUGCGACAUCACACUUUUUGUUGAAUCCCACUCGGUGCACUUCUUGACUGACAGUGAGCACGAACGUGAUGAAUUAGUGGAGAAUAUCAUUGCGCGAUCCAACGGUAAUUUUCUUUGGACAAAUCUCAUCGUCAACAAGAUCUUAGAUGCAAUCAGUGCAGAACAAGUUCAUGAUUGCUUAGUUUCCAGUCCAGACGAAAUGAGUGAACUUUAUGCAUCGAUUCUUCGCAAAGUCAUGGCAAUUCCCGAAACACGAGAGAUCGCUUGCGGGAUACUACGGUGGACGCUCUGUGCUCUUCGUCCUCUUCAUGUCGACGAGUUGCAGGAAGCUCUCAAGCUUGAUAUUGGAAAGAGUCUCAACCAACUUGGAAAGAUGGUUGGAAGUAUCUGCGGCAACUUGAUCAUUGUCGAUGCCAAGUCAUGCGUCAUGGUAGCGCAUCAGACUGUCCGAGAAUACCUCUAUAGACAGCACAACAACCUACGGUUUUCUAUCGUAGAGACAACCGACCAUGCAAGGCUUUUUGAAGUCUGUUUAGCUUACCUGUCUACUCAGGAACUUAGUCCGCCACGUUCUCGACAAACCCGGCCGUCUACAACAAAAGAGUUUCCAUUCUCAGAAUAUGCAAUUUUGCAUUUUUCCGAUCAUCUUAUACGUGCCUCAUCCAGCGACCCAGCCUAUUUGAUUACACUCAGCACGUUUUUAACGUCGAAUGCACUAGCGUGGAUUGAAACAGUGGCAAGAACCCAGGACAUUGACCCAUUAAUUCAAGCUGCAAAGAACUUCCGCAUGUUUCUAGGGCGUAUGGAAAAGUAUCAAUGUGCUCUCGGGAAUGAGAUGAGAACCAUCACUACAUGGACAAAUGACAUUGCCCAUCUGGUUGCCCUUUUUUGGUAA